AUGACAUCGGACGCAACGUCCGCGGGGGGCGGUCCGCCGCGGAGGGCGAGGACGUGUGUCCGCUGCGAGAGUGCCAAGCCCGUCCUGAAGCGCCCGAAGACGUUCGAGGCCGUUUGCAAGCAGUGCUUCUUCGACACAUUCGAGGAGGAGAUCCACGAGGUGAUCGUAGCCAACAACCUCUUCCGACCAGGCGAGAAGGUCGCUAUGGGGGCAUCAGGUGGAAAGGACUCCACCGUGCUGGCCCACGUGCUCUGCAAGCUCAACCGAACCAAGGGGUACGGGCUCGAGCUCUUCCUCUUGUCCGUCGACGAAGGAAUCGCCGGGUACCGCGACGACUCCCUCGAAACAGUGCAUCGGAACGAGAAGCAGUACGGCGUGCCGCUCAAGGUCGUGUCGUACAAGGACCUGUACGGUUGGAGCAUGGACGAGAUCGUCGCUGCGAUCGGCCCGAAGAACAACUGCACGUUUUGCGGCGUGUUGCGGCGGCAGGCCCUCGACCGCGGCGCCACGCUCCUCGGCGCCGACAAGGUCGCCACGGGGCACAACGCGGACGACGUCGCCGAGACAGUCCUCCUCAACAUGCUCCGCGGCGACAUCGCGCGGCUCGGACGCUGCGCAGACAUCAUCACGACGGGCAGCUCCCCCAUGCCGCGCGUCAAGCCGUUGCAGCUCGCGUACGAGAAGGAGAUCGUCAUGUACGCGUACUUCAAGCAGCUGGACUACUUCUCCACCGAGUGCGUGUACGCGCCCUUCGCGGCCCGGGGCGCCGUGAGGGACCUUGUCAAGGACCUGGAGGCUGCGCGACCAAGCGCCAUCAUCGGGCUAGUGCGGUCCGCGCAGCAGUUCCGCGUCGCCCCCGGAGAGACCAAGGGGCAGGAGCUGCAACGGUGCGGCAGGUGCGGCUACAUGUCGUCGCAGCGGGUGUGCAAGGCGUGCACGCUGCUGUCCGGGUUGAACAGCAGGAAGGCAGGCAGGCUGUUGGUGUGCGGGGAGGCGCCGUGA
This is a messenger RNA of Pedinophyceae sp. YPF-701, 1002 nucleotides long. The record is from the annotation of a GenBank genome assembly. NCBI's taxonomy places the organism in Eukaryota, Viridiplantae, Chlorophyta, Pedinophyceae.